AUGAAUCCAUUCACCAACAAACGGCCACGCACUCCUCCAGCCACUGGAGGAUCAGUAUUUCCUAAAACUGGAACACUAUGCAAACCAUCCAAGUCAAUGCCUGCUUUUAAACCGUCAGGAUCAUCCGGAUCUGCCUCAAAGAUAUGCGGAGGUGAAACAAAGUCAUGUCUUGGUAAAAACAAAGCUAGCAGCAGCUCACAAGACGGACCUAAAAAGAAAGGGCCAAACGAAGGUUCAUUUUUUAUAAUCAUUAAGAAUAAAAUUGCUCGACCACAACAUCAAGUAUAUACUGAAAUGAGAUUAUUAAAUAGAAUCGUAGUGUUUGAUGAUCCAAUAUAG
This is a messenger RNA of Phycomyces blakesleeanus NRRL 1555(-), 339 nucleotides long. RefSeq lists its product as hypothetical. The transcript has 4 exons. Bases 1 to 339 code for a protein of 112 amino acids. Lineage: Eukaryota; Fungi; Mucoromycota; Mucoromycetes; Mucorales; Phycomycetaceae. The record is from RefSeq and is a predicted model, not a curated record.